AUGCUUUAUAAAGUCAACCUCGCGAUGGAUACGGCGAUUGUAUGGUACGUUGGACGACUUUUUGGCUGUCGUAGAACAAGACAUAUAGGUUUUCUCGAGUCUCUUCCUCUCUCGAUUGCCCGGAUCUACCUACCCCCAAGCCCGACUUCGCUUAACGGCUAUUUUCUUGUCUAUCCUCUGCUUCGUGGCAGGACUUGUCCUCGUCAUAGUGCGCCGUUGACGCGGGCUUCUUCCUGCAAGCCCUCAACUACGACCUUUGUUCAGCUUGUACUCUUUGUUCUUUUUUCACAGGCGACCGUCCUUUCCUCCAUCGCCCUCGUAUUUUCAUUUUCUCCAUUCAAGCGCUCUGUCCGAACACCUCCGAGCUCAUUCUCUGAACGUCGGCUAAUUCUAGUGUUUCUCAUCGGUUCUCAAUGGGCCCGUUAUCGAUCCUCGCAUCUGGGCUCGGUAGUUCACGUUCUGAACACUGCUUCGAAUCCGUCACUAGUAUUUUUUUCGUACAGCCUUGAGCGAUCACGACCAGGCCCCACCUGA
Molecule: messenger RNA, 534 nt
Organism: Marasmius oreades (fairy-ring Marasmius)
Lineage: Eukaryota; Fungi; Basidiomycota; Agaricomycetes; Agaricales; Marasmiaceae
Exons: 2
Coding region: 1-534 (177 amino acids)
Source: RefSeq, a predicted model, not a curated record